GAAUCAUCCGUCAUGAUGACAAGGAUGACAAUUCGCCUCCACAAGUGAAAAACUCAUCGCGCUCGCAGUUGCGAUCGCCGACGCAGACGCGAAACGUCUCGAGUGUCUGCCCCCGAGCGUGCCCAGUGCGGAUCUCGGUGCUUCAGCGAGUGAAUGUCUUCUUGUGGCCGCCGCCGUCGACUGUAAUAUGCCAUUAGCCAACUCGGAACUAUGGCAAAUCCCGCACGCCGUGUUAGAGCCAUUGGAUUGUCCAGGUCCCUAAGAAUAGUGUCUUCUGACAAUGGCGAUGACAAUGCCGGAUUGGACGAAGGGCCAGCCGAAGGUGAUCAUGAAAUUGAGCUUGGAGAGGUUGUUAGAGAUGGACAUGAUAAAGCCGACCCAUCACAAUUCGAACUACUCAAAGUUCUCGGCGAGGGAUCCUUUGGCAAGGUAUUCCUCGUCCGAAAAGUGGUGGGUAAUGAUGGCGGCACGCUGUACGCGAUGAAGGUGCUGAAGAAAGCGACGCUCAAGGUGCGUGACCGCCAUCGCACGAAAAUGGAGCGCAAUAUUCUGGUUGAUGUUGAACAUCCGUUCAUCGUUAAGUUACACUACGCCUUCCAGACGACUGGAAAACUCUACCUCAUUCUUGAUUUCCUACGCGGUGGGGAUUUAUUUUCGCGUCUCAGCAAAGAGGUUAUGUUCACCGAGGAGGACGUGAAGUUCUACUUGGCUGAGUUGGCCUUGGCGCUCAACCAUCUGCAUUCGCUGGGGAUAAUCUAUCGCGAUUUGAAGCCGGAGAAUGUUUUGCUUGAUUCGGAUGGACAUAUCGCCCUCACUGACUUUGGCCUCUCGAAAUUACCUCUUGAAGAAGACAAAGCCUACAGUUUUUGUGGCACUAUUGAAUAUAUGGCACCGGAAGUAGUCUCCCGCAAAGGCCACUCCUUCGCAGCGGAUUGGUGGUCGUUUGGUGUGCUCAUGUUCGAAAUGCUCACCGGAGGCCUUCCAUUCCAAGGCUCCGACCGCAAAGACACCAUGACUCAGAUCCUCAAAGCCAAACUCGGAAUGCCCGCGAAUCUUAGCUCGGAAGCUCAAAGUCUCCUCCGAGCGUUAUUCAAACGCAAUCCUGCGAAUCGCCUAGGCGCAGGCCAGGGUGGUGUGGAUGAUAUGAAAUCGCAUGAGUUCUUCGCUACAAUUGAUUGGAACGCUCUACUUCAGAAACGAAUACGACCUCCGUUCAAACCAGCAGUCUCAGGUCCUGAUGACGCAUACUUCGAUUCAGAAUUCACGUGUAAAACUCCCCGAGAUUCACCAGGGGUGCCCGCAUCUGCGAACGCGCAUGAAUUGUUCAGAGGGUUCAGUUUCAUCGCGCCUUGUUUACUCGAAGGGCCAAACUGUAAACCAUCACAGAAACGAGACGAGGUACCAAUUCGACCUAUGCGGACAAACGCGGCGAAUUUCCUGGAUGAAUAUGAAGUCCUCGGGGAUGUGGGCCAAGGGAGUUAUAGUGUUUGCAAACUGUGCAAACACAAAUCCACUGGGCAGCAGUUUGCAGUAAAGAUAAUCCGAAAAACUAAUAAUUGCGAUUGGCGAGAGGAAGUCGAAGUCCUCUUGAGAUACGGACAUCAUCCGAAUAUUGUUUCCCUGAAAGGAGUCUAUGAAGAUUCCACGAAGGUUUACCUAGUUACUGAAUACCUCAAAGGCGGUGACUUGAUCGAUUACAUUUUCGCUAAAGUACACGUCAAAGAAUCCGAAGCAGCUGCUAUUUUACAAACCCUGGCGUUAACUCUGGCAUUCCUGCAUGAAAACGGCGUGGUUCAUCGCGAUUUAAAACCCGAGAAUAUUCUAUUCUCAUCCGAGGAUAGAACACCGGCUAGUAUGACCAUUUGUGAUAUGGGAUUCGCGAAACAAUUGCGUGCGGACAAUGGUUUGUUAAUGACGCCGUGCUAUACAGCGAACUACGUCGCGCCUGAAGUCCUCAAAAGACAAGGAUAUGACGCUGCGUGUGACAUUUGGUCAUUAGGCAUCAUCCUCUACAUCCUGCUCUCGGGCAAAAGUCCGUUUAGCACGAAACCCAAUGACACGCCGACGCAAAUCCUACAACGCAUCAGUUGUGGCAAACUCAACUUCAACGAUCGAGUUUGGUCAGGUAUCUCGCAAGCGGCGAAAGAUUUAGUCUCGGAUAUGUUGCACAUAUCUCCCCAACGCCGCCCCACGGCCAUGCAACUCACUAACAAUCCAUGGGUGAAAGGUAAACUUUACCAUAUUCAAGAUGCGACUGCGCUUGCCUAUCAAAACAACAACGGUAACAGCACGAAAGCUGAAUUAAAACAGGCAGUGGCAGCGACUUUCCACGCGAUUGCAACAUCACCGAAAGUCGCCAAUCUUGGACCAGUCGCUGGGUCGGAUCUUGCGAAGCGCCGGUUCAAGGACAAAGCGUUGAAACGCGUACAAAUUUCAUCCUAACACUGGCCGGUCAGGAUUUAAUCUCUUGAUUGCACUGUUGCGGCGUGGACACAUUGAGACAGUGUUCAUGUCGAUGCUGUUGUUUGUUGCAUUCAGUCGAGGGGAUGUUUGACGCUUUGAAAAACGGAGAUGAUUGAGUAUUGCGAGCAUUGCGACGAGUCUAAACUGAUAUAGUCAAUCGUGUAAUCCCAGAAAUAAAUAAAAUAACUAACAAACCCGCAAGACAACACAACACAGGUCAAUUAAUUCUAAACAAAUUGUAACAAUGGAAUUGUAAACAGGUUAUUUUGCGUAGUGUGCAAUAAUUCGUUGAGUUAGCCAGUCUAGAGUCAAAUCUUCCAUGAAAUAGAAGUAGAAUCAGUUAUUUUACACAGAAAACUUAAUUUAUUCGUGUUAAUCUUGCCAGGAAUUCAUUUAGAUAGUCAAUAUUUAUCACUCCGCACAAAAACAAACACAAAAUACAGUAAUUAAUGCAAGUUGAAUGUUAAUAUUGUUUAUAGCGCAUAUUUUUGUAUAUAUCUUUUUCUAAUCGAUACUUUUGUUUGAAUAAUUGAAUUAAUUAUGUGAUAAAAUUUAAAUUUAUACGAAAAAUGAUUCACUUUUAUUUGUGUUACUAUUUAUAUUUAGACAUGUACGAAAUUAUGAUUAAUUUAGUGUAGUUAUUAUAUUAUAGUUGCCAUUCAAUUCCUUCGUGUAUGAUGGAAGUUAAAAGGGAGUAAAAAAUGGGAGAACUGCCUCAAAACAUGUGUAAAAUGUAAACGGAUUUUAUGCCAAUGUAAAUGUACUUGCAAUUGCUUUUAAUGUGGAGAUGUGGAAACGAAUUUUAAUCAAAACGCUCCGCACAGCUGUGAAUUGUGAAGUUGUGAACGUUCGGAGAUGCGAAACUUAAUGGCCUACAACCAAUAUUCGAACGCAAUCGUUCGAAGUUUGAAAUAUUACAACCUAAAAAACGAUUUAUAACAGAUAGUAAACUGAAAUAGUAUUAAUUCUAAGCAGCCUUGUUACUACAAUUAACUGUUAUUGAAUAUGUAGAGCUCUACAAAGCGUAUAUAUAAUAUAUUUUCCCAAUUUUAGAUGAUGAAGAAGCAGGAGAUCAAGUUGAAGUUGAUAUUCGUAAAAAAUGUUCCGUGAGUGAGACAAAUGAGAUGUUUUAAUAAUGAUGUAAUAUUGUAAAUUCACAAAGAGCGAUUUUCCCAGUUGUAGUGUGUAGUUCAUGUAAAAAAAAGUAUCAAUGUGCCAUUGUUAUACAUAUAAAUUAUAAAAUUAUGAAAGAAAUUAUCGAAAAUCAGGUACAAGAAGUACAAGAAAAGCAGAAAAAUGUCACAGAAGCAUCAUUGCUUUUUGUAAAUUGUAAUUAUCACACUUCCUUGUAUUACAAAACAAAUGUAAUCGAUAUGUUGUUGAAAAUUGAAAGAAAAAAAAACGUGCAAAUUAUAUAUAAAUAUUUAAAAUGCACUCUAAAGACAAAAAAAACUGUUAUAAUAUUAUGAGAGUAUAAUAUGCAGAUGAUUAUUACAAUUAUAUGUAUUUCCAUACAA
Dalotia coriaria is the source of this 3980-nucleotide messenger RNA. It is a transcript of the gene S6kII, whose product is annotated as Ribosomal protein S6 kinase II. NCBI's taxonomy places the organism in Eukaryota, Metazoa, Arthropoda, Insecta, Coleoptera, Staphylinidae. Gene Ontology annotation, biological process: peptidyl-serine phosphorylation; intracellular signal transduction. Gene Ontology annotation, molecular function: magnesium ion binding; ATP binding; protein serine/threonine kinase activity. The record is from RefSeq and is a predicted model, not a curated record. The coding region runs from base 211 to 2442 and encodes 743 amino acids. The transcript is spliced from 6 exons.